UUGUUUCUAGUGUAACUAAACAACAGAUAGGAUUCUUCCUGGAAAAUGUUAUUUGAACACUGUUCUAGAAUUUCUGUUGUGUUGCAUGACAAAAGACAUUAAAUAUAUCAAAUUUCAUUUUAAUACUCUCCCUUCCUUUGUUAAUGUAGUACUGAAAUUUCCAUGUAUAAAUAUGCUUUGACAGUAUUGAAAUGUUAUCAAUUGCUUGAAAUUAUCACAGAAUUGUGAAAAAAUAAACAACACCAUGAAGAUGAUGUACUGCAUUCCUUUCCUGGCUCUCAUCUUGCUUGGAGAGCUGGUGAAGGGGUCAUGUGAUUUGAAAAUAGAGAAUUCCCUUCUAGGAGAUCUCAUUAGAACAGUGUUGAAACUCAAAGGUUCAGACAAUGGUUGUCUCUGCAUCAAUAAAAAGACAACUCCAGCCUUUUCAGCUAUUCUGACAAAGCCGCAAUCACUUGGAGUAAAAGAUACCAUUAAAUUUGACAAAGUUGUAACUAAUAUACAGAAAGGUUACAAUCCAAGUUCUGGUAUAUUCACUGCACCACUGGCUGGUGUUUAUCAAUUCUCUUCCACAGUAAUGACUUAUAGCGGGCAAAAACUUGUUGUCCACCUUUGGUACAAUAAUGUAAAGAUGUCAGGAGUGUGGCUUAAAGGGAGUGCUCAUGAAUCAGCAACAAUUAACAUGGUAUUACAAUUACAAGAGGGAGACCAAGUUACCAUAAAGUCACGUGAAAGUAACAAAGUUUAUAGUGAUAGUGAUAAUUUCACCUCUUUUUCAGGCUAUCUGAUUGCUCAAUAAAUACAUUAGUAAUUCA
Molecule: messenger RNA, 812 nt
Organism: Mytilus californianus (California mussel)
Lineage: Eukaryota; Metazoa; Mollusca; Bivalvia; Mytilida; Mytilidae
Product: collagen alpha-2(VIII) chain-like
Exons: 3
Coding region: 245-796 (183 amino acids)
Molecular function (GO): protein binding
Source: RefSeq, a predicted model, not a curated record